UGGUAAAACAGUCGUGUGUAGUUCCAGUAGUCAGCUACACCGCUACAUGGCUACAAAAUAAUGAACUACUGAAAAAACUACCAACAUUUGAAUUGAGUUCAACUAACACCAAGCUACUGUAAAAUGUAGUUAAAUUACUAGCUGAAUUACAUGCAGUUUGCCAACACUGUCUGUAGUUGACUAUUAUAGCUGUUGUAAUUAGCAUACCACCCAUGAUGUUAGUGUAUGUGUGUAGGUCAGUGUGCUGCAGUGCUUAUCCUUCAGAUCAGUACAUUUUCCACGAUUCAACAUGUUGUUCAAUAUAGGGGAACUAUUAUAAAACGAUGAACAGCUAUUUAACAACAAUUAAAGGGCAAUUGAUUGUGUAUUCAGUCAAAACCAAAUCUGUCAGCUGUAUAUGAACAGGAUUGGAAAAUGAUGUCUUCAUUUUGGUGUCUUUCAGUAGAAUAUAUUAGUCUUUGUGGUAAGAACCUAUAUAUGCAGCUAUAGGAGGUGUGAGCUGUAGCAGUGGCGGGGACUUCCUGAGCCUUUGCAACUGAGCAUGUGACUUUGAGGUCAAGCCAUUUCCUCCUGCAGUAACCCUUUGCAGAGUGUCCCCUUAAAUUGCAAGUACAAAUUGUAUGACACUCACAUUUGAGUGACAAAUGCAUCUGAGACAAGCUUGAAGAUUUUUAUCCACAAUUCUGAGUAUGGGUGAUGUUCUGGAUUAGGCCAGCACCAUGGAGACACUCGGUAGCAAGAGAGAGAUGGCACUUCCAUCCCGAAGCUCUUCCCAGGCAAUAGGAGCUCUUACCCUGAGCUCUUCCCAGGCAAUAGGAGCGCCGACCGUGAGCUCUUCCCAGGCAAUAGGAGCUCCGACCGUGAGCUCUUCCCAGGCAAUAGGAGCUCCGACCGUGAGCUCUUCCCAGGUAAUAGGAGCUCCGACCGUGAGCUCUUCCCAGGUAAUAGGAGCGCCGACCGUGAGCUCUUCCCAGGCAAUAGGAGCUCCGACCCUGACGUCUUCCCAGGUAAUAGGAGCUCUGACCCUGAGGAAUUUCACCAUUCCCAGGAGGAAGAGGGGAGAUGGAAAAGCUCUUUUGGAUGUCUGCCUCAAAGAGAGCAGGGACUAUAGUCUGAUACAGACAACUCUGAAUGAGUCCCGAUUGGACAUGGGCAAGGAGAUAUCCUUCAGCUGGCAGUGGGAUGAUGUCACGCUAAUACACAACGAGGAGCUACUGCGAGAGUUCUUUGAAAAAAGAUCUGAAAUGCGUUUAAAGGAUAGACACGUCAGAGAAAUGGAGGAGAGGUUCUGUUUUUUAGUCACCUCUGACCAAAAAGCUAAGCAAAUGUAUCAACACGGACUGAAGGUUGAGAACACAGAUCAACACUCUCUGGGAAACCCGUCAUAUGGAGUCUAUUUGCACAGGCACGCUGAUGUGGCCCUGAAAAAUAUCAGCGGCAACACCCCUGCUGGAAAAAUCCUCAUCAUUUUCAAGGUUCUCUUUGGCAAGGUGAAAAAAGUACCUCCAUGUUAUGGAAGGAACAGCACACAUGAUCCAACGGUGAAUUACGAUUGUCACGUGUCCAAAGACCCCGCUGUCCCGAGGGACAGCUUGUCUCAGCAAGUUUUGAGCUCGUCAGUGUUCCUGUUUGACUACAACGAAAACCAGGAGCUAAAACAGAGACCAAGGCAAUGUUUGCCAUAUGCUAUGGUUUCAUUGGUUCCUUCUGUAAAUUCUUCUCCGACUAGCACUCUAGUUCCAUCUGUAAAACUGGGGCCAAAAACAAAGGAUUCAGCGGCAUGUUUGGAAACCUGCACCGUGGCUCAAAGAGUGGGUAGAGGUCAGAAUGCGACCGUGACAUUCAAACAUUUUGGGACAACUGAAAGUCCAUUGCCUGGAUACAGAUGUCAGGGAUUUGGAACAAACCCCCCAUUCCAAAGAGGUGAUCAACAGAACUUCCAAAACAUUACAUCAAUCGCAAACCAAUUGUAUCACAACGGAAGUGACCAACCCCCACCGCCUCCACUACACAUUAGUCCCUGCGACCAGCCCCCACCACCUCCACCGCCCUUGAGUUCCUGCGACCAGCCCCCACCGCCCUUUAGUCCCUGCGACCAGUCCCCAGCGCCCAUUAGUCCCUGCGACCAACCUCCAACUCCUUUUAGUUCCUGUGUCCUGCCCGCAUCACCCUUUAGUUCCUGUGUCCAGCCCCCAUCACCUUUUAGUUCCUGUGUCCAGCCCAAAUCACCCUUUAGUUCCUGUGUCCAGCCCCCAUCACCUUUUAGUUCCUGUGUCCAGCCCCCAUCACCCUUUAGUUCCUGUGUCCAGACCCCAUCACCCUUUAGUUCCUGUGCCCAACUUUUACCACCUUUUAGUUCCUGUGUCCAACCCACACCGUCUCCAUCACCCUUUAGUCCCUGUGACCAGCCCCCACCACCCUUUAGUUCCUGGGCUCCUCCUUUACCACCACCAUUCACUGGUUCAAUUACCUUCUUGGAAGACAAUGGACUGGUUACUGAUCCUAUACAUUUACAGAUCCCAAGCCAUGCUGGAACAGCUCAAUUUGACCACAAUAAACCCCACUUAGGUAACCAAGUUCAGUCUUGUCAACAAGUUUCGAACACCCUGGCCACGAACCAGGAUAACUUAUGGCGACAGUCUACAUCUGCAACAGGUGCAUUGGAACCAGUCUCUACUAUAGUUUAUUCUUCACGUGUGAUUAAGGAUCCCAGAUUGUCGGCACGAGAAACUAACAAUAUGCAGAGAUCGAUUUCAAUGGAGUCAGAGAGCGGUCAACAAACAAGUACCUCUGUCUGCAUAUUGACCGUGAAGCCAGAGCAUAAGAAUCUCCAAAAUGUACCAAAACAGGUGAAAAAUCUCAGGGAAACUGGAAAAAAGAAUGAUCCAAAACCAUGCCAGCCUGAUACACCAAUAGAUUGUUCUACUGCUACUUUGGUGAAUAUUUCAGCUCCAUCCUCUGUGAUACCUACAACUGAGAAUCAGCCAUCGUCUAGAAUGCUUAAAAUGAAGUUCCAGAAGUAUUCUCCAUAUUUUCAUCUGACCAAAGAGGAGAGGAAGGCAAAAAUUGGUUCUCUACAACAUCUGUCAUUUGAUGAGAAAAAUACAUUAUUAGAGAGAACCAAUUUUUAUGCAAACUAUUUUCAGAAGUCCAGGUGUCUACUCAAUCAAAAUGACAAGGUCGCCACAGUCGACCCUGGGCGGCUAUGUAAACCAGGAAGUAUAAAAAGAUGCUUGUCCAGCACAGACUCAGUGGAGAUGUACAACAGUCCUCAAAAGACUCAUGAGGACAGUGGUGCAUACUUGCAGCAGCAGGUGAGACAACAUCAUCAGCCCCAGUACACCACAAAUGGUGAUCAGAGUUCAAAACCUAUCCCAGAAAUUUCAGCCCAUAAUCCAUCAAUUGUCUGUGGGGCUGUGGAGGAAAUUGUGGCCCUUCAAUUUGAGAGGAACACAGGCAAUAUGGAACCAGAAGACAUGAACCUUUGCAGCCCAGAAUCCACUACUACAUGUCUCACAGAAACGGAAGAGGAUGUGCACAAAGUUACUGUGGAACCACAAGAUGAAAUGGCAAUGAAAAAUGACUCACCGAUUCCAUUCCUUCCCCAGACUGUCAACCAAACUGCAACCUCUGAAAGCCGGCAGGAAACAGAGGUGAGGUCCAAUCUUAACUCAGCAACAGAGGAAAAACCUCAGGAUGCUCUAAAUGAAAACUCUAAUGCAAGCAAGCAGAACACAGAGGCAAGCUCCAAACCAAAUUCCAUAAGAGAUGAAAAAAAUCUAAACAUUGUACCUGAAAUCGCUGAGGGAAACAGACAGAGCAGAGAUGUGAAGUGUGAACCAAUCUUAGAAGAGAAAAACAAAACAAAUGCUGUAAGUUCAGUGGAUGACACAAUGGUGAACGAAAAUCCCUCAGAAACAAGGUGUCCAGUCAUUUAUGAGAGCCAUACUGAUAUCAUGGAUGCUUGUGAAGAGGUUUGUGGUACGGAAACAUCAGAGGAAGUUAUGAGUGUCAAGGUCUUCUGUCCUGGAGUCAUGUCUAGGCAAAAUCAUGAAAGGCUUUUGCAGAAAGACAGAGAAUGUUAUGAAAUUGGCCAACAUCAACAAAAUGAAUCCAAUACAUUUUCUACCUGUGGUGACUUAGCUGAUAAUACUGAAGAAUGUCAGGCUGAUGAUUCAAAAGCCAAAGAUACAGUCUACAGUUUCCUGUAUAACAGGCUGCAACUCAGUGAGCUCUUUCUUUCACCUAAUCAGCAUGGAUCAUGCUCAAUUUCUGGUAAACAUUACCUUAAACCAAAAUGCAAAGACAGUCCUAUGGACACCAAUAAAUCACUCCUUCCGUCCUGCAACCCAAACCAAGUAGACAUCGGAGAGGGAUGUAACCUUCGCAUCACAAUAAAUGCUGAUAGAGAAUUGUCCGCUGUCACGGAAUCCCCCUCUCUGUCCAAGAGAUUUUCAGUGUCAGAAUGUCCUCAAGGAACUCAAGCCUCACCAACUGUACAGGAAAAUGAAAAGUUUAGCAACAACAGCAUUAUCAGUGAAAACACACCCAUUGACGGUGUUCUGAAAACAUCCACCUACUACACCACCUUCAACAGAGCACAUGCCCGCAAUGCCAAAUUAAUCAAAAUGAUGGCAGAGAAAUACAAAGGGAAGGAAAAUGCUUCAGUGAGGAUAAUGAGAAAUCAUCAACAUUCAAGAGUGAAGAAGAAAUUGAUUGUUGAAAAAUCCACCACUGACAUUCCAUACUCAGAAAUAUCAAGAUCAUCCCAUAAAGCCAUUACAGGCCAUAUGCAGAUGCCAUUUAUGCAGAGGGAAAAAGACUGUUUGAAUGUUUCCCACAAAAACUUGAAACGCAAAACCUUUUUCCCCAAUAAGGUCACAAGAAAUGCCAGAGAGAACAAACACAAAUCAUGUUUUACAUUUAAAUCAAAGGUUGCAGCUCAGAAAAUUUCUGUGUCAGAUGACUUAAAGACCUCAACGCGAGUUCCCAUAACAUCAAAAAAAAGCACUAUCCUGAAGAUGUUAAUAGAUUUUAGGAGAAAAAAACGUUGGGGGACAUUCAAUCACAACAGAAUGUACAGUCAAAGGAAUGUGUGCAAUGCUCCUGCAAAGUAUAUUACUUCCAGCCCAACGUCCGAUGAUAAUAAACAUCUGAGAGGUAAUCGUUUCGAGAAGAAACAUCUGAAGACACCAACGAGAGAGUUAGAAACAAAUAUGUCUAUGAGAGAUGGAAAUGAAAAGAUCAACGAGGAAAAGCAGAUAGCUGAUGCUGUUAACACAACCUUAACUUCGUCGACCAUAGAUAUAGUCAAUGAAGAGGCUGCAAAAUCUACUUCUGGGAGCACUGCGAGCAACUUUGUGGAAGACAUUCAACACAUUGAGGAAGCAAAGGAUCUAUCUAAAAGCAGAACUUGCAACGACGGCAAGCCACAUGACACAGAAACAUCUCAGGAAACCCAGAGCAAUUGCACUUCCCUUCAGAACAAAUUACCUCCACCGAAAUGCACCAAUAUCGUGGCUGUAAGUCAAGACAAUGAGGGAAUAACUGAGUUUAAAAAACAUGAGGUGGAUCUGCUGAAAGAAAAGGCAUUACAAGCUCAUACACACUCUAGAAAAGAGGUGGAAGAGGCCAACAGUGAUAUGGCGCCUGCUAAAGAGAUCAUUUCAGCUUCUGAGAACAUGGAGUUUCCCUUAGAUGCUGCCAUCAAGAUUCUUUGUGGCAGUGAGUUAAAUUCAAACACACCCAAACCACAGGAAGAGAUAGCUCGGGUGUUGCAGCACAAGUAUGGUCAAAUGGAGACAGAGAAAGCAGACACAUCAGAUAGAACACAUUACUGCAACCCACUGGAACAAGAAGACACACCCUCCAAGGAAGUGAAACUCAUCAAUAGAUUAAGAGAUUACUUGACAAAUUUUGAGUACAUAGUUAGGAAACCCGAGCCAAAAACAUCAGAUACACUCUGUGAAAAUGAGAAGAAUUUGCCACAGAUUUGUGAAACUAUCCAGAAUAAUGUCAAUGACCAUAAGGAGAAACCAGUUCAUCUGGUUGUCCUUGACAGGGUGGAGUUGCGCAAUCUGAGACCUAAUGCAAUUCCUUUCCCAAUAAAGAUAUGCACUCCAAUUAUCAACACAGACAAUGACCUGAUUCAUAGUAAAGAACAGGAACACAAGGAGAAAACAAGAGGGAAUAAAACGAAUUGUUACAGAAUUCCUUGCAUUAGCCCUGAUAGUACUUCCAUGUUGGAAGUCCCUGAAAAGUCCACUCAAACUCCUAUGGACAAGAAAACAACUGAAGCAGAAAUCUCCACAAGUGUGCCUGACAUUAACCAUGGGAUUACAAUUGCAGAAAAUUAUGCCUCAAGAGAACAGCAAAGACAGCCAAAUUGCACUAUUGAUGCAAACAACAUGAUCAUGCUCAAAGCACUUGCAGAAAUAGAACCAGAGAAUUCCGAAUUUUGUAAAACAAAAGAAAACACCAACCAGAAGCCAAAAAGCCACAUUGUAAGGGUGAACACUAAGACUUUUCAUAGAAACUUCAGUGUGGCUGAUAUCUCAAAUGCACUAAAGCAUGGAGACAAAGUAACUUCCUUGGCCGAACUUUGCCCGUUGCGAACUGAAUGCAAAGUCAUGAUGCAGUACUUCAUCUUAAACUUUGAGGAAAAACAGAAUGUUGAGGUCAAUAGAACUAUCGUCUCAAGAGAUCAGAUUUUAGAGCGAUAUCUGGACCGUCCUCCUGUACCAAUGGAACUGAAGUACGAAGCGUUGAAUUCUUUCCUGGAACUGCAGAUAAUGAUGGAGGCCUGGCAAUUUGUAGAUAACAAGAUGCGAUUUUUGAGUGGACAAUCUACAUUUAGGAGUCUGCUGUGGUACGAUCCCACUCUGUAUGGGGAACUCUUUAAAGGGAAGGUGGGAUUACAGCAGCAGUCCUCUUUAUAUUCAUCUUUCCAACAAAGCCUCAUCAACGAAGGACCAAUUGCAUUGCAGAGGUACCAUUUAGCUGUCUCUACAUUGAAUGAACAGCUGAAAAGGGCCCCAGAAAUGUCUUAUUACAUGUAUCUCAAAAGCAAAAGAGAGAGGCUGGAGAUUGAGGCUGCAUUACGAAAUCCCUCAGACAUAGAGAGUUUCUUCCUCUCUGUACCACUGUCUUGCAUGGUCAAUUUUGGCGACAGUGUGGAAAGUUUACAGAGGGUCCAGAGGCUUGUGACGACUUUCACAGAGACUCCUGCAGACAAAUUAGAAGACGGAUUCGAUGUUGGAAAGGCUGAGCACCUUGCCAUGGUGUUCCGAUUUCUUCAGGAGAAAAUCUACUAUUUGAAAGCUUGCAGCAACACGAUGGUCAGCAAGACGUCUUGGUUUGGCAUGGAACACAUCCUGUUUGACGCUUCGAAGAUGCUGGUGUGGAGGGACACGAAACAGACUGGGUCAGAUGAGCUGCAGGCGAAAUACAAGAAAGCAAAUCCACAAAUUGUCUAUGGGGUGACUGAAUCUGGUGUCUCACUGUUGCAUACAAGCGUGUCAAAGAGGACCCAGCUCAUGGUUAAGACUGGGAACACAGCACAGAGAUUCAGAGGUCGGAGUCGGGGGAUGCCGCCUAUGGAGAACACUCGCUGUGCUGAGAAAUAUCCUCAACAUGGGUCUUUGCCGAUAAUAGACCUCACAAAAUCCCCUAACAGGGAUAACCCAGAUGUAUACCACUGGGCCACACCCCCAAGCAACCCUGCAGCCCAUUUCCAGACUUGGACACACCAAGAAAACCUUGUCAAGAGCCAGGUAGUAAACUGGGGUGAAAGGUCACAUGAUACGCAAGCCAUGGAGAGGAAUAUCCCUGCAUCUUCCUUAUCCCGACCUGUGCCAACAUACCCUGAAAUCAGGGCCUGUCUAAGGACUAGUAAAAGUGGGACAGUGCCAAACUCACAGAUCCAGUUACCUGCCUCAAUGGGAGGGCUGGGAAGUAAAUCAGAUGGGAGGCAGCAGUGGGCCGCGAGCUGGGUUCCACAUAACCCCCAGAACAUCACAGGAAGUGAUCUGAGGCCAAUGCAUCCUCUGUGGAUUGGUGUUGGGGACAAUGGUCAUCCCCCCAUUGGGGAGCCUGUCCUCUUAGAGCAAACUAAUCCGUCUUCCUGGUCUAGUCUGCCUUCUUCUCCUCCAUCUGUACCAGCAGGAAAUACAGCACAAAAAUCUCUGCACUCCCUCCCAGCUCUCGCUACGACAAAUAAUUUCCCUCCCACAUGUGAGCCCCUUCCUAUAAAUUACCCAUUUUUCCUCCUGAAUGGUCAGACCUAUUCCACUGCUAAUCCUGAAUUGUCGACAGCAACUCUUGAUAACAGAGGGAGAUUUCCUCCCUAUGUAGAGUAGUGCUGCUUCUUUAUCAACUUUUAUGGAACAGGUUUAUAAAGCAAAUAAGGACCUUUUGAAUAUAAGGAAGUGCUGGUGUUUCCGUGUUUAA
Molecule: messenger RNA, 8448 nt
Organism: Oncorhynchus mykiss (rainbow trout)
Lineage: Eukaryota; Metazoa; Chordata; Actinopteri; Salmoniformes; Salmonidae
Gene: tex15
Product: testis expressed 15, meiosis and synapsis associated
Biological process (GO): homologous chromosome pairing at meiosis; synaptonemal complex assembly; male meiotic nuclear division
Cellular component (GO): nucleus
Source: RefSeq, a predicted model, not a curated record